Molecule: messenger RNA, 1605 nt
Organism: Microthlaspi erraticum
Lineage: Eukaryota; Viridiplantae; Streptophyta; Magnoliopsida; Brassicales; Brassicaceae
Source: the annotation of a GenBank genome assembly
AUGGGUGAUUCCAAGGAUCCCUGUAAUUUCCUUCGUGUAGAUGCAGAACUGAGUCCAGAAUCAGUCCAACAAUGGCUUUCCGUUGUACGCGACGGAAUUCACGGAAUGAAGAUGGCGAACGGAAAUCGCCGGUCACUCUCCGACAAGGUGAAGAAACAUCUCUCGGCUCUCGGCUGGAGUUUCGGUUACUUCCAGAAAGGGAAAAAGCGAGAGCUGCGUUAUAAGUCUCCCAGUGGAAGAUGGUUUUACUCUUUAGCCAAAGCUUGUUUGAGCUGUGUCAAUGAAGAAGACUCGAGACCGCAACUACAAAUCGUUCCCAAAUCUGACUCUCCGGAAAAAAUCUCGCUUGUUCCGUGUGCUUCCGUCAAAACCGUUCCCAAUCCCAAUGUUGAUUCAUCGAAGAGGAAAAGGAAGGAUCUUGAUACUAAUGUCUCGUCCGAUUCCGUCAAAAUCGUUCCCAAUGUUGAUGCAUCGAAGAACAAGAGGACGAGAGUGAAUGAUCCUUCUCCUGAUCUAUUCAAAAUCGUUCUCAACAUUGAUGUAAGAAACCAACAGGAGAAGAAGAGUAGUGAAGACAAAGGAGAGACAAGGCCGAGGGUUGAGAAGUCGCUGAAGAAGAUCUUACAGGUGAUGGAGAAGAAGAACAACAAGUGUGAGAAAGAGUAUGUAAGAUUCUGGAGAAAAGACUGUGACCCGGACAAGAACUGUGACGUGUGUUGUGUUUGUCAUUACGGUGGAGAUUUGCUUCUCUGUGAUGGCUGUCCAUCAGCUUUUCACCAUACUUGCCUCGGUUUCUCGAGUCUUCCCAAAGAAGAACUCUGGUUCUGUCCUUGUUGCUGCUGCGACGUCUGUGGAUCAAUGGGAACAUCAGGGAACAGCAAGUUGAUGACUUGUGAGCAAUGCCAAAGAAGAUUCCAUCUGAAGUGUUUAAAGGAAGAGCCUUGUCUUGUUUCACGUAGAGGCUGGUUCUGUAGUAAACAAUGCAGCAGAGUCUUCUCCUCGCUUGAGAGUCUCCUAGGACGUAAGAUUGAAGUAGGAGACGAAGGUUUGGUUUGGACGUUGCUGAGAGCUCCGAAUGACGAUGAACAUUUUGAUAACGAACAGCUCUCAAAGCUUGAGUCUGCUGUUGAGAUACUUCACCAGGGGUUUGAGCCUACGACAGAUCCUUUCUCUGGGAGAGACCUUGUCGAGGAACUGAUAUUCAGGAGAGACGGAAGUGGGAAAGGUCGUGGGUUUUACACGGUUUUGAUAGAGAGGAAGAAGGAGCCUGUGACGGUGGCGGCGUUGAGAGUUGACAAAGAUGUAGCUGAGAUCCCUUUGGUGGCUACGUUGUGUAAUUACAGGAGAAGUGGGAUGUGUAGAGUGCUGAUGGAUGAGUUGGAGAAGCAAAUGUCUCGGAUUGGAGUAGUGAAAUUGGUGUUACCAGCUGCAAAAGAGGUUUUGAACACUUGGACUGAGCGGUUUGGGUUCUCGGUUAUGGAGAGUUCGGAGAGGUUGGAGAUUUUGAAACAUGGGAUGCUUGAUUUUGUUGGUACUGUCAUGUGCCAUAAGUUUCUCAUGCGAAGAAAUGAACAAGAUUCUAGAGAGUCAAGCCUGACGGAAUAG